UGUGUUUAAACAAAAUCGCGCACCAUCGACUAAAUAUUUAUCUAAUAAGAAAUAUGUUUAAUUUGCACAUAAAAUUGUAUAAAAAUCUAUUUAGGAAUGUUUUGAAAUAAAUUUGCUUUAAAAUUACUUUUGUAAAUUCAUUACAAUAAAUUAUUAUUAUAUAUAGGGUAUAACGCGAAGUGCGAGCGACAAUCAGUAUGGCGGACGUCGAAAUCAAACAACGUGAUCGAAUAUUAGAAGCAAUUGAUCAAUUACGACGCAGGAAAGCGCGCCCUGAUUCACCUCGAAUAUGUAACUAUAUGAUGCGCCGUUUUAAUGUCGAUGCAAAAGAAACAAAAUCCGAUUUACAAAAGUGUGUCGAGAACGAAAUAGUAUUCAAAGUAGAGUAUAAAGGAGAUAUAAGCUACCGUAAUGCAGCAAAAUGGAAUCAAAAGCAUCGAUCCGGUGAAAUUAUUGAUCCUGCUGCAGCUGAGAAAAAAGUUAGUGGAUCAUUUUCAAAAAUCGUUGCACUAUCUGUUAGUGAAUUGAUAUGUCAAGAACCAGAUUUUUUGGAAUUAGGUGUGCCUGGCCAAGCACUUAUUAAAACAAUUAUAGCAAAAAGUUUGAUAAAAUACAACAAAAAACAUUUAAUUUUAUUACUCCAACGUGAAGUAGAAAACGGUGGGCUUGUAAAAUUAGAAAAUGGUCACUAUUCACUAGGUUCUAAUGCAAUCGAUACGGAUAAAUCCGAUGAUGAAUAUGGAACCGAAGAAAACGAUAUUGUAUCAUUACCACAAAUUUUUUCCCUAGAAUCAUCUAACGAUAAAGUAUAUCGUAAAAAUAAACCAACUCUCAAAAGUAAAAAAGACGAAGAGAAUGAUAAAGUAACAAAUGGUCAGCUAGGAUUUCGUGUUGGUAGUCGUCGGAAACUUGCAAAAAAAGUGUUCGAUCCAUCUGAUAAUAAUUUACCCAAACGAAAACGUGGCCGACCUGUUGGAUCGUUAAAUAAAACAUCAAUGAUUGGGAAAAAAAGUCCAUCAAGGCCAGCAUCAGUUGCCAGCAAUACGAAUAAAAUUGAAUCACAUUCGAAUGUUAUUACAUGUUCGAUUUGCCAUCAAAUAAAAAAACCAUAUGAACCGAUAAUUUCGUGUCGAGAUUGUGGCGUUAAAAAUCAUUUAGCUUGUUUCCAAAAUAAUCCGGAACGAAUUGAAAAUGAAUUGAAUAAUGUUUACACGUAUCCGAGAUCCGAUUGGAGUACAUGGCAUUGUUCACAGUGUAAAUCAUGUGUGACCUGUUUUGAAUUAGCGGACAGUAAACCUUAUGUUACAUGUUCCAUAUGUUAUCACGCGUAUCACUAUGAUUGUCAUAAUCCAAAAUUGGAUAUUAAAUCAAAUUUAUAUAAUGAAAAUUGGAUUUGUUAUACGUGUCAUAAUGUUCCAAUUAAAACGGAAAAUAAUGCGAAUGAUAUCAGCGUGAAUAAUGAAAAUUCACGCUCAUCACUUCACCAUUCAGAUUCAUCAAACAUAUCAACAUCUCCACCAGCUUUAAGUCCACAAAACCGUACACCAAAUGAUAAUCAAUCGAAUUGUUCAUCAGAUUAUAAAAUCGAUAACGUAUCGAAUGAUGAUAACGACAUCGAUGAAAAUAUGAUGGAAGUCGAUGAAGAAAACAAUGAUAGCAAUAAAAGUUACGAAGCAAUUGAUGAUCCUAGCUAUGAUCCAAGUAUACCAGAUGCAACUAGUUGGACACAUGAAGAUGUCUACGAAUAUUUUAGUCAAUAUUUUCCACAAGAAGCUGCUGUAUUUCGUGAUCAGGAAAUCGAUGGCCAUUCGUUACUGUUAAUGAAAAGAAGUGAUGUGUUAAGCAGCUUAAAUUUAAAAUUGGGCCCAGCUUUAAAAAUUUAUCGUCAUGUUUUACGAUUACAAAUUCGACGUGAUUAUGUUAAAUUAGGAUGGUUUUAAAUUGUUUUUAUUUAUUUAAGAAUUAUUAUCUUUUAUUUGCGUUGUCCGUAUUUCAGAUACGAAGGUAUAUCAUACAAUAAUUUUUGUAAAAUAGGCGAAAAACUUUCUUUUUAAAUAAGUUUUUAUUGAAUUGUAAUUAAAUAAGCAACAACUAUCAUUUCAAAGUACAUGCAGAAGGGCUGUGUAUGCAGGUAUAAUAUGCAUUAGUUUAAUAGAUAACAUUGAUUUAAAAAAAAAUAAGGGGAAAUUGACAUACUAAUUUUUAGCAGCCCCUAAAUCCAUUUAGAGAUGGUGUUGAGAUGUGCAAAGCAUUAAACCCGCGAAAAAAACUAUUAUUAGUAUAAAAAACAGACAAGGGGGCUGUGAAAUUGACAACUAUAAAAAUGAUAUACUGAUCAAUGUUAUAAAAGUGGUCGCAUAUUCAGCAAUUUGGAGAGGUUUUUUAGACAUUUAUGGCUACGCACAUCUGUACAACUUCCCCAAAUUGAGCUAGAGAAUUGAAAAUCGGUGUAUCGGUUGGGUUAAUGUCAAUCAUCCGAGUCCCUUUUCCACCUUUUUUCAUAUUUUGCAUAGUCAACAACCCUCCAUAUCGCAUUUCAGCUCAUUUGAACUGAAUAGGGUCGCUGACGAUAACUGAAAUAAUUGAUAAAAUGAUUUUUUUUUAUUUAUUUCUCAUACAAAGUAAUAAAAAAUAUGAUAUGCAAAAAACCAAAAAAUGUGCAUACCAAAUGGAAUUUCAAUGGAAUAAAUUAGCCAAUAGUUUUGACCCGGUGUCAUUGUGACGACUAAACAGAACAUAACCGUUGUGGCCGGAUAUAUUUUACUCAUGUAAAUUAUUGUUCACUCAAUCAAUCUUAUGUCAAUAUUAGUUUUCUAUAUUAGGUAAAUAAGCAGUUAUAUAUACUCUGCGUCACAAAACCUGCACUAGUUGAUUAUUCAUUUUUAUUAAUUCAGUAAAAAUUCUAAGGUUUGUUAAAAAUAGUUAUGGCAUGUAUAUAUCACAUGUAUAUCACCAAAUAUAUUUUAGAGAAAAAAGAAUGAGCAUAUCAAAAAUUGAAAAAAACUGUAUAGCUUACCCACACGCUCUUCAUAGACUUGAGACGUUCAAACUCCACUAAAAAGAAUAAUUAAACUUUCGUAAAACUGUGAAAAAGGAUAUGAAAUUCAUCACUAAAUAAUUAACACGUUGUAUAUAUAAACGAUACGUGGCCAUUGUGCUCGGGUAUGACUUAUCCGCGUACUUUGUAGACGUACAAACUCUACUGUAGCCGCAGCAGCAUUAAAUAGAAUAGCCAAUUCGCUUAAAGAGAAACAACGACGGUAGCUACUGUGAGCGGCAAAUAACGCGUGUAUUUUGUUUUCAAGUUAUUAGGGUUUAAAAAAUCGUCGGGUGUUAGAUACCCAGCAACAAUGACGCCGGUUUAAAAAUAAAGAAACAUUACUAAUACGCUUUAUAACCGUCAACCUGUUUUUGCAUCCCUCCGCAUAUCACUUCUUUCUUGGUGGUUUUACAUUUAACCAUCAUUUAUUGCCUAUAAUGUUUCAUCAUUUACUAUUUUUUUUUGUACGUACAGUAUUUGUUUUGUUAUAUGCUAAUAUACAGAGUGUUCGAUAAAGCGUUUUUUAUAUCGCUUCGAAGCAUGGAGGAUAAAGAUAUCCUCAUAAAUAAGUUUUGAACAUAUUUACCGGUUUGUAUUUCUCACAUAAUGUUAUUCGAAAAAUUUUGUGGUCGCUCUGUAUUACGUAUUUUAGAUUAGUAAUUUAAAUCUUUGAAUACAUUACUGUCAAAGAGACGUAAAAUAUUAGUAUAUUGAAUUUUAUUUCUUUUGUCAGCCAUUUUGAUGUUUUCUUAAGUGAGUUUUGCAAAAUCCAGUUUCUUGUAGAUAUCUAUAAGACAAAAUAAUGCAGGGUCAUAGGACCUUAAAUAUACCAUUAUUGUUAUUUUUUUAUUAAUUUAAACAAAGGGUGUAUAAUAGGGUAGCUGAAUAACUUACCAGAAAAGCAUUUAUUUAAAAAUAUGUUUCAUGCAAAAUGAUGCUAGAGUUAAGAAAACGUCGAUCACCACCUUGUCAUAAAAAAUUCUGCUAUUUUUAAAAAAUGUUUAUCUUCAAAAAUCGUUUUGUAUUUCUUCUUCACGAAUGGGCAAUACAAAAUGUUGUUGCAAAUUUUGUUGCUAUCCUUCGCAGGAUCUUGCGUGAUCGUUUGUUUAAAAAUUACACGAAGUAUGCCUACUUAAUAGAUCCUUGAUACUUAAAAACAAAUGUUUUAUGGAAAGUUAUUGAGCCAUCCCGUUAAUAAUGUGACACCCGAUAUAAUUUAAGGUCGUUAUAUCGAGACAGCCUUUUGCAUGAUUUAUUAUAAGCUUACGAUUAAAACAUUUUAUACAGUUGACAAAAAUAACUAUGACAUACUUUUUACAAUCACAAUGGAGCAAAUCCCCUUUUUGCGUAUAUACGUUUUCGAUAAAAAAUUGAUCAUUUAUCUUUUUGUUCAAAACAGUAAUUUAGAACUUCUGGAUAAAUAAAUUUUGAAGAGUGUACUUUGUUCAAAG
This is a messenger RNA of Chrysoperla carnea, 4491 nucleotides long. RefSeq names its product histone acetyltransferase KAT6B (gene Lint-O). Gene Ontology annotation, molecular function: DNA binding; protein binding. Lineage: Eukaryota; Metazoa; Arthropoda; Insecta; Neuroptera; Chrysopidae. Bases 198 to 1940 code for a protein of 580 amino acids. The transcript has 5 exons. The record is from RefSeq and is a predicted model, not a curated record.